Molecule: messenger RNA, 1857 nt
Organism: Phytophthora sojae
Lineage: Eukaryota; Oomycota; Peronosporomycetes; Peronosporales; Peronosporaceae
Exons: 1
Coding region: 1-1857 (618 amino acids)
Biological process (GO): lipid oxidation
Molecular function (GO): metal ion binding; oxidoreductase activity, acting on single donors with incorporation of molecular oxygen, incorporation of two atoms of oxygen
Source: RefSeq, a predicted model, not a curated record
AUGAAGUACGUCCUCACAGCCGUGGGUGUCUGCGCUGCAGUGACGCAAAGCUGGCUGUACUUGAGUCCUCUCUUCAUGGCCGACGACUACGCUCCACUGCAGCUGACAACCGACGAUCUGCCUGCCGACGUCUGCUUCAACUCGUCCACUUCAACGUGCAAUGACUUGACCGAUGUCUCCUCCUCCGCCUUCCUCAGCAUCGCCCACACGUCCGAGCGCGCUGCGGAAAUCGAGUUCAUGGCCAAGAACCUCCAGAACGAGGAGCGCGCGUGGCCCAUCGACGGCCAGGACAUCCCAAUCUACAUGGGGCCAGUGGCCCGCCCAGGCUCAAUAGCCGAGCAGCUCCAGUACCAGGAUCUCAAGGAGCUCAGCGCGUUGAAGCCAGACACGCCCGAGCUCAUGGUGGCGCUGGCUGGGCGUUGGCUGCCGCAACUCAACUCGACCGACGCGUACACGCGCUUCUACGAGUUGUUCCACCCCAUCGCGGACGCCCCAAUGGACUCGGUGGACCAUGGGGACGUCGGCUUCGGCGCCUCACGUCUCAGUUUACGCGGCUUCAGCUUGAGAGCUAUGAGAGAGUCCGACGACGACCCGGAGGACGAGACGCUCACUGCGGAGAACGUAGAGCGAGUCUGUGGCGAUGGAGCGUCCGUGCAGUCGCUGCGAGCCGACAAGAAACUGUUCGUAGUGGACUUGGACACCAUCGGGCAAUGGGGAGACCCUACCGUCUCCAAGGUCGAGUCGAUGGAGGAGAGUGAAGUAGAAUACCCACCGACCAAGUACCUGCCGUCGGUUGUCGGCUACUUCUGCUUCAACGAGCAGCUCCUGCCUCUGGCCAUCAAACUCGUGGACUCUGGUAUCACGUACACGCCGUUUGACUCGCCUGCAGAGUGGCAAUUGGCCAAGACGGCCUUGAACGCUGCCGAGGCCACGUUCCAGCAGAUGCAGCACUUUGCUGAAAGUCACACAAUAUCGAUCCCCAUCCGCGUCGAGCUGUACCGAGCUUUCGCGGACAUACAUCCGGUCAGGGCCUUGUUAAUGCGCCACUUCGCUCUCGACUUCGGUCUGGAGCAGCAGGCGGGCAUUGUGCUCUUCAAUACGUCCACGCCGUUGGAUAAAACCUUCGGCAUUGGAGCGGCAGGCUGCGUGCGCUUCCUGGAGGACGCUCGAAGUCGCAUCUCGCUGUUGGGCGAUAUCUACAGCGACGUCAAGGCGCGCGGCAUCCAGCACCUGCCACACAAAUACGCGGUGUACGGAAAGAUGCACGCGGACGCCAUCUCCCACUUCGUCAGCGGGUUUCUCGACGUCUACUACGAGGAUGACGAAGCUGUGAGGACGGACGUUGAGCUGCAGCAGUGGGCGGCUGCGUGUGCCCAGAUCCCGCAUCUGCACGACUUCCCGGCGGUCUUUGGAGGCAAGGGCCAACUGCGCCAGCUACUGACGAGACUGGUGUUCCAAAGUGUCGUCAAGCACCACGCCAUGAACGGAGAGGUGACAUGGACCACGGUGGCCAUGCCGUUCAGCGCCGCGGCGCUCUGGAAGCCGCUUCCUCGUCGCAAGGAACGCGAUGGGCACCCGCAGAUCGAUGUGUUUAACUACCUGCAGCCGCGUGAGCUCUUCCCCGCCAUGAUCUUCCUUAGCGCGCUGUUCAACCGCCCGCGGCCGGAGGCGACGACGCUCAAAUCCGUCUACAACGUGGCCCCGUUCACUGAUGACUCAAGACUGCAGCCGGCCAUCAGAGCGUACGACGCAGAGCUGCAGGCCAUCGACGACUUCAUCGUGGCCAACGAGGAGCACGAGGCCCAGCCGUACCACAUCCUCCGCCCCGGGAGCCUGCCGCACAACACUUGGAUUUAG